AUGACGGAGGAUAAUUACUGUAGUCUUGGCUUACGUGACUCACCGACAGCACCUCAUAUUGAAUUGGUGCUCUUAGGACCACCAGCGUAUGAAUCUCCAAAUGAAUUCGUACCUCCAUCGAAAUCCACGAAUCUUUUCAUGGUUAUUACUGUAACGCAGCUCAUCUUAGCAGCUCUUCUUUUAUAUUCUGGGAUUUCUUGUGAAAUUUACGCAGGCGGCUACCAUUGUUCAUAUUACUCAAUUAUAUGGAUGUCUUCCUUAUGUUUAUUAAAUUUACCGAUUGGUGUAAUCGCAGCUAUUACUCGUUGCGACAGGCUUCUUUCUGUGCAUAUUUCCUUAUGCGUAGCAGUUAUUGUUGCCGGCAUAGCAACUGGAGUGAUUUCCGUCCUUGACUAUAUAACUAUUGGAACGACUCAAUGGUGCUAUGAAAAUAAUGUUUUUUGUAUAAUUGCAGAACAUGAUCCAAGGAGAAUUUUUCACAUAGGCACUCAUUUUGCGAAGAGCGAUUUCGUGGGAUGCGUAUGGCAGUUCAAAAUAGGAUUGUCAAUUGUCACUUUGUCAAUUUUUGGUGUGAUUUUUAUCGUUUUCUUAAACAUUCUCUCCAUCAUUCUAUCCUCUCAACGAAUCAAACGAUGGUCGAAAUUUCGUCGACGAUGA
Messenger RNA from Necator americanus (New World hookworm), 657 nucleotides. RefSeq lists its product as uncharacterized. The record is from RefSeq and is a predicted model, not a curated record. Lineage: Eukaryota; Metazoa; Nematoda; Chromadorea; Rhabditida; Ancylostomatidae. The transcript has 7 exons. The coding region runs from base 1 to 657 and encodes 218 amino acids.